AUGUCAGACCACCCUACUCAUCAGUCUUCUGGGGAAGGUUUUACAAAGUUGUUGCAAGAAAGGACACAUCUAAACGGCUCUGAAAAAGAUAAACCCACACAAAAUGUCGAAAGGAAUGAAAACAUGACUACAAAGCUGAAUGAAAAAGAAACCCUUCCUACUAUAGACCAUUUUCUUCAACAUUUAAAUAUUCCAUCUCUCCGCGAGUCCAGUGAUGUGUAUCCAUUCUUGAACAGAUGCCCCAAGUUAGCAAUCUCGCGCAUGCUUAAUCGUCACUUGUUGCCAUGGAGAAAACCUCUAGAAAAAAUCAGUAAAGAUAACUUAGAUGAUAACGUUGUGAUGAUUGAAGGACAUUCUAUUAAGUGUAGCUCGGACGUGAAUAAGGGUUGGAUGCAUUGUUUUAAUAUUAGACCAGACGACAACUCAUAUGAUGUACCAGAUAUCAAGAAUCGGUUUGGUUGUGGUAUAGCAACGUUCAACAACAGUCUCUAUGUUGCAGGAGGAAGUUUUUACAGUCCCACCACCAUAAGGCAGAUUAUUUCAAAUGAAUUAUUUCUGUAUGACUUUGAAAGAAGAUGUUGGUGCCCCAUGGCUAAAAUGGUAGAAAAUCGUUGUUUCUUCAGUCUGGUGGCAUCCAAGAAUCGUUUGUAUGCUAUUGGUGGGAUAAAUUCCACUGUAAAUGAACAAGGCAAUCUACAUUUUCACAUUUCCUCGACCAUAGAAAUGUACGACCCUAAACACAAUGUGUGGCAUGUAGUGGGGAAUCUGCUUAAUAAGUUAUGUUGUCAUGGCGCAGAAGCAAUUAAUGAUGUCAUCUACAUCAUGGGUGGCAUGCAUGAAUUUAGAUGUAACCAAUCUGAAGGAUCAAGAUCAGCUUAUUCAACAAUUGGUACUGCAUGUAAACGCAGCAGUGUAAACAUGUGCUUUGACACUGUCAUGUGCACAUUUUCGCAAAAACGAACACUCCUUGUUAGCCGUUCUAAUCAUGGCACCUGCAAAACCCCAAAAUUUGGCAUAUUUAUAAUUGGUGGAGAAAAUUCUGAUGGGUGCAUGCUAGACACUAUUGAUCUGUACAGUCCAGGCACCGACUCAUGGUCACGACUGGGAAGUACAAUCCCACAUGGAAUCAUCUGGCCAAGUUGUACAUUCAUGGAGGAUACGAUUUAUAUUCUGGGAGUUGACAGUGUUGCUAUGAGUGAUAAGAGUAAUACAUUAAUCAAAUACAACAUGAAGGCGAAUAACUGGGAGUUAAUGCAGAAAACCGACAAAAUGCCAUACCCACGGAUUUGUACAUUGAAACUACAAAAGAAUUUAACACCAGAACAGGGCACUAUUGACCUUUCACGCAUUCGUUUAUUUGGACCUCUACAAAAUAUUGAUCAAGGACCACACUUUUACAAAUUGCCGGUUGAAAAUGAUGCUGAAAGUCUGAAUGAUGAGAAGUCUCAAAGUGAAGUAAUUUCCCAAGACAUGGAUAAGGUUGCUGCAAAUUUUCAAAGGGAAGAAUCAAAUAAGUUAAUUAAACAAGUUUACAAAUUGUCAGAAAUAAUGACUAAGAGCGAUAAAGUUGUUUUAGUAGUAGAAGAUAAGAAGUUCUCUUGUAGCAAAACCCUAUUAUCUUCAUGUAGCGAUUAUUUUAAAGUCAUGUUUACAGGAGGAUUGAAAGAGAGUACUACAAAGCAAAUGGAAAUUCAAAUCUUCAGCAUCUCCAAAGAUGCUUUUUGUGCGAUAAUGCAAUAUAUUUCUUCUGGAUGUUUGUCAUUGGAUGGUGACAAUUUCAUAGGUGUACUACAUGCUGGAAGUCAUUUUCAAAUUGCUGCAGUAAUGGAACUUUGUCUGCAGUUUUUACGUGAAGGCACCUGUCCUCAGAACUUUGUGGAGAGCUUCAACAUAGCAGCUUUGUACAAUCUACAUGAUGAAUUCAUAGGCCGACAUGAAGUGGUAAACCUUUUGGAUGUCUUCAUAGAUGUGGCAAAUUCUUACCAAUCCACACUGUCUGACUUAUCUCUGGAAAACAUGAUGUAUCUAUUGAAACAGCCAAGAAUCCAAUGUCAUAAGCCACUUAAGGUGUUCAAUAUCAUACAAGCAUGGAUCAAAGAAAACAAAGGUAUCAGAAUCAACGAUGCUUCAAAAUUGCUUCAAACAGUGAAAUUUUCUAGCAUGCAGGUGGAAGAACUUGUUGAUUGUGUAGUGGAAGACUGUUUCAAGAUGGAUGACCCAGUUAGUCAAGAUCGAAUAAUCCAUGCACAGCUCAACCACUUUUUUCCUCAAAGACAUGCUGAAACAAAUGCCUUAGACGAAGAUGACGAGGAAGAGGUACUUAUCUCGAUGGAAGGUUUAGCGAUUAAUCGACAGGCUCAUCUACAUAGACUGGAUAAAAGGAUUGGUAGAUGGAGAAAGUUGAGUCGAAUGCCAGUAAACCAACUCUCAUAUAGAGUAGCUGUUGUUAACAAUGUCCUUUACAUUGCCGGUGGGGAGAUCCAUGAAGCUUUAGAUGAUGACCGUAGUGGUACAACAUUUGCCACAGAUGAGGUGUAUCGCUAUGACCCAAGGCAUGGUGGCUGGGCCAAAGUUGCACCAAUGAAUCACAGACGUACUGAUUUCUGCUUUGUCUCAUUGGAUGGAAAACUAUAUGCAGUAUGUGGUAGAAACUGUAAUGACAAAUAUGGCAUGAACAUUGUAGAGGUAUAUGAUUUACAAACUAAUAGUUGGACAUUGGUCAAGCCAUUACCGGUCAAACUGUAUGCCCAUGCUGGGACAGCAUACAAGGGAAAACUCUACAUCACUGGUGGUCAUCCUGGCUCUCCUUAUUAUAUCAGCAAGAAGCUAUAUACGUAUUGUACAGAGAUUGAUGAGUGGGAGAUGAAAGAAUCUAUGAAUAUUGAAAGAACAUGGCACAGUAUGCUUACUGUAGGUGAUACUAUAUAUGCAAUUGGGGGGUUGAGCCAUGAUCGCAUCAACUGCUUGUGGAAAAUGGAGAUGUACGAUCCAUGUAACAAUACAUGGGUCUUAGCUGAUACACAAGGAGCAAUACAGAUUCCUGGCAGAUCUCUUGGUACAACAAUAGCUGGGUAUAAAGCUGUUUUCAAGGAUGGUCAAAUUUAUGCCUUACAUGGACACUUCUAUGAGUAUGAUUUUAUUGUCAGUAGAAGUGUUCUGUGUUACGACCCUUCAAAGAAGACAUGCGUAGAGUCACCUCUAUUGCAAUUUGAAGGCUGUCAGGCAUUAUGUUUAUUGAAAGUGCCGAAGUAUUUGUUGUCUGAAGAUGAGUCGGUAGUUAUAAAAGGGGAAAGCAGUUCAAAACAAACUGGAGGCGAUUUUGGCAUUAUGAAUCCGGAAUAUGGUUCGAGUAUACUGCAAGGUCUUUAUGACUUAUUUAAUGAAAGUUUUCUUUGCGACGUUCAAUUGAAAACAACUGGGAAAUGUUAUUUCGUACAUGGCAUGGUGUUGGCUGCUUCAAGCCCAGUCUGUAGACGUCUUCUAAUGGAAGGGCAAUCGUCGGUUUUUGUACAUUCGGAAGACAUGUCGAUUAACUUACAAAGGAUUGACGGAGAAUAUACAAUCAUAGAAAUCUACGGAGUUAGUGCUGCAGACAUCGAAUUGGUCUUACAUGUGUUAUACACAUUGUCAAUCACAGAUUUUGAUAAACUACCGAAACUUCUCCAACUUGCUGAAGUACUUCAGUUUGAAAGUAUUAUUAAAAUAUGCAAAGCUUGUGUUAUAGCAGAUAAGACUGCUAAUAGCACGAAAUAA
Saccoglossus kowalevskii is the source of this 3753-nucleotide messenger RNA. RefSeq lists its product as uncharacterized. Lineage: Eukaryota; Metazoa; Hemichordata; Enteropneusta; Harrimaniidae. The record is from RefSeq and is a predicted model, not a curated record.